Messenger RNA from Oryza brachyantha (malo sina), 2835 nucleotides. RefSeq lists its product as uncharacterized. Gene Ontology annotation, cellular component: mitochondrial outer membrane. Gene Ontology annotation, molecular function: ATP hydrolysis activity; ATP binding. The transcript has 15 exons. Bases 72 to 2606 code for a protein of 844 amino acids. Lineage: Eukaryota; Viridiplantae; Streptophyta; Magnoliopsida; Poales; Poaceae. The record is from RefSeq and is a predicted model, not a curated record.
UCGUUGCAGGGGGAGGAAGGGAAGGGAAGGGAAGGCGGUGAACGGAGGAGGAGGGAGGGAGGGAGGGAAGGAUGGAGGGGAAGCACGUGGUGAUGUCGGCGGUGGGGAUCGGGAUAGGCGUCGGGGUGGGGCUGGGGCUGGCGUCGGCGCCGUGGGCGGGCGGUGGCGGCGGGCAGGGGGGCCAGGCGAGGGCCGGGAUCACGGUGGAGAGGGUGGAGCAGGAGCUCCGCCGCCUCGUCGCCGACGGCGCGGAGAGCAAGGUCACCUUCGACGAGUUCCCCUACUACCUCAGCGAGCAAACACGAGUUGUGUUGACCAGCGCAGCAUAUGUUCACUUGAAGCAAGCAGACAUAUCAAAAUAUACCAGGAAUCUUGCACCAGCUAGCCGUGCAAUUCUGUUGUCAGGCCCUGCAGAACUUUAUCAGCAAAUGCUCGCCAAGGCCCUUGCCCACUAUUUUGAAGCAAGACUGCUCUUGCUAGAUCCUACAGAUUUCCUCAUAAAGAUCCAUAACAAAUAUGGUACUGGUAGCAGCACAGAGACGUCUUUCAAAAGAUCCAUCUCUGAGACAACCCUUGAAAGGGUGUCUGGAUUACUUGGAUCUCUUUCAAUUCUACCACAAAAGGAGAAACCCAAAGGAACUAUUCGUAGACAAAGCAGCAUGACAGACAUGAAAUUAAGGAGCUCUGAAAGCAUGGGCAGCUUACCGAAGCUUAAAAGGAAUGCUUCUUCUUCAUCUGAUAUGAGUAGCUUGGCAUCACAAGGUCCUCCAAAUAAUCCAGGUUCUCUCAGACGUGCUAGCAGCUGGACUUUUGAUGAGAAGAUUUUGGUGCAAGCUUUAUACAAGGUUCUGCAUUCAGUAUCUAAGAAGAACCCAAUCGUCCUCUAUAUAAGAGAUGUUGAGAAGUUCCUUCACAAGUCCACAAAAAUGUAUGUCAUGUUUGAAAAGCUACUGAAUAAGCUUGAAGGGCCAGUGCUUGUCCUUGGCUCAAGAAUCGUGGAAAUGGACUUUGAUGAAGAGUUGGAUGAAAGACUAACUGAUUUAUUUCCCUACAACAUCGAAAUCAAGCCACCAGAAAAUGAGAGCCACCUUGUGAGCUGGAACUCCCAAUUAGAAGAAGAUAUGAAGAUGAUCCAGUUCCAGGAUAACCGGAACCAUAUUACGGAAGUCCUUGCAGAAAACGACCUCGAAUGUGAUGAUUUGGGCUCAAUAUGCCUAUCUGACACAAUGUUCCUAGGUAGGUACAUUGAGGAGAUUGUGGUAUCUGCGGUUUCUUAUCACCUGAUGAAUAACAAAGAUCCGGAGUACCGAAAUGGAAAAUUAAUUCUUUCUGCAAAGAGCUUGUCCCAUGCAUUGGAAAUUUUUCAAGAGAACAAGAUGUGUGACAAGGACAGCAUGAAGUUGGAAGCAAAGUGCGAUGCUUCAAAGGUGAGUGGAAAGGGAAUUGCUCCAGUUGCUGCUAAAUCAGAGACAAAACCUGCAACUUUGCUGCCACCAGUAGCUCCUCCAGCUGCUGCUGCCGCUCCUCCUGUUGAGAGCAAAACAGCAGAGAAAUUUGAGAAGAAGGAUAAUCCACCUCCAGCUGCAAAAGCACCAGAAGUGCCACCAGACAAUGAGUUCGAAAAGCGCAUCAGACCUGAAGUGAUACCCGCUAAUGAAAUCGGUGUUACAUUUGACGAUAUUGGUGCAUUAAGUGAUAUCAAAGAAUCUCUUCAAGAACUUGUCAUGCUCCCUCUCAAACGACCUGAUCUCUUCAAAGGGGGUCUUCUUAAGCCUUGCAGAGGUAUAUUACUUUUUGGUCCUCCUGGAACUGGCAAGACAAUGCUAGCCAAGGCUAUUGCAAAUGAAGCUCAAGCUAGUUUCAUAAAUGUCUCAAUGUCAACUAUCACGUCGAAAUGGUUUGGUGAAGAUGAAAAGAACGUCAGAGCAUUGUUCACACUAGCUGCAAAAGUAUCACCCACUAUCAUUUUUGUCGAUGAGGUUGAUAGCAUGCUUGGCCAGCGGAACAGAGCUGGAGAGCAUGAGGCAAUGAGGAAGAUAAAAAAUGAGUUCAUGACACACUGGGAUGGCCUUUUGUCAAGACCAGAUCAAAAAAUUCUGGUCCUUGCUGCGACCAACCGACCUUUUGAUCUUGACGAGGCUAUCAUUAGAAGGUUUGAGCGCAGGAUCAUGGUCGGCCUGCCAUCAUUGGAAAGUCGUGAAUUGAUUCUGAGGAGUCUUCUGUCGAAGGAGAAAGUUGAUGCGGUAUUAGACUAUAAGGAACUAGCCACCAUGACUGAAGGAUAUAGUGGCAGUGAUCUCAAGAACUUGUGCACAACAGCAGCAUAUCGCCCAGUGAGGGAACUUAUCCAAAAGGAAAGAAAGAAGGAACUGGAAAAGAAGAAGCGAGAAUCAGGAGGCAAUGCUUCAGAUGCUUCAAAGAUGAAAGAGAAGGACGAGACGAUCAUACUAAGGCCACUAAACAUGAAAGAUUUGAAAGAAGCAAAGAACCAGGUGGCGGCAAGCUUUGCUGCUGAAGGAACAAUAAUGGGUGAACUGAAGCAAUGGAAUGAAUUGUACGGUGAAGGAGGCUCCAGAAAGAAACAACAGUUGACAUACUUCCUCUGAACUUUCUGAAUGUCCAGAGUAUGUGAACAUAAUUUGAAAACUAGCAUAGACGAAAAACAACCAUGUGAAAAUAGUCUGGUGUUUUAAGUUUCAUCAGUUGACAAUGUUUGGGAGGAAAUCGAUUUUCUCGUGUAAAACAUGAUAGAGAACAACUCCAGAACUGUGCAUUGCCUGCCUUUGGUUGUUGUGCUUCAGAAUAAUGAAUCCAGGGCGGACGUUUGUUUUCUCA